CCCGCGAUAUGAGUAAACGGUCACCGGCCCGUUAGUCCCUGUAUUCACGCAAAUAAAUAAGACCAGGGGAUUAUCGCCUUCAGUAGAGCAGAGCGGGUUGCCUUUGUUUCUAACCCUUCCCGGUCGCAGCGGGCUGGUGUCGGUGGGACGCGGGGAGGACCCGCCGCGCUGCCAGCGCGGAUGGAGGCAGCGAACAAAGGAAAAUCCUGUUGCCGUCCCGCUGCUGCUGGUGCGGAAGGCGCCCGGCAUCCCUGCCUGGUCAGAGCAGGCUCCCCUGGAGGGGGACACUAAAUAAUUGAUCAGAAUCGAUUGCCGGGAUGCAUUGGGAAGGGAAACCGGGCGCAUCCCUUGCAUGCAGCCCCUUCCCCCAUUUGCGCUGUAAUCCUAUUCCACCAUGUGCAGAUAGAUAAGGAGACGCAACUCAGCCUUCAGGCCUGGGCGGGGUUCUUGCCGUUUAAUCUUUUCUUUUUUCUUCCCUUCGCUGCUUUCCUCCCUCCCCCCCGCUUUCCGUCUCCCAGGCCCAGUGAGGUCAGCUCAUGAAUAUUGCUUCAUUUUCCUGAGAGGCUCUGGCAGCGCCGGGUACCUCGUGUGCGGGUGCCCGUCUCCCUGUGCAUGCAUUUCGCCAGCCCGGCAGCAGACAAAGUGGUGCUCUCAGGGCGGCGGCGGCGGAGGAGGCGGAGGACGCCGCCGGUGAUGGACGUCUCCCCGAGAUAGCCGCCGCCAUGAGCCAGCCGCCUGCAGGGGGCGCCGCCGCCGCCGCCGCCGCCGAGCCUCGCCUCCAUCCCGAGGGCAGCAGCGGCAGGAAGCAGCAGCGAGCCUCCUCUCCGGCCAGGGCCCGCGACAACGCCCCGCGCCCGCCGCCCGCCCCCGCCGCCGCCGCCGCCUCCCGCGCCCCGGCCGCCGCCGCCAAAGCCGCCUCGGCGCGCCCGCCGCCGGGCCAGGCCCCCAGAGCCGCCCGCGGCCGCGCCGCCGACAAGCCGCCGCGCGGCGCCGGGCCUCCGGGAGCUGUCCAGCCGGGCGCCGGUGCUGAACCGCCGCCCGGCCCCGGCGGGAAAGCCGUCGCCGAGGAACCGCCGCCGCGCGCCGCCGAGCCCGCCGCGCCGCGGGCCGCCGAGGAGGCGCCCCCUGCAGGAGGCGGCGGCGGCGGGGGGGAGCGGGAGGGGGCGGCGGCGCCGCAGCCGCCGCCGCCGCCCAAGCAGUGGCGGGGGAAAGCGGGGCGGUCUCCGCUGAAGGGCGCGGGGGAGGCGGCCCCGGCGACUCCAUCUUCCUCGGGCGCGGGGAAGGGCCGCGGGGCGGCGGGCGGCGGCGGCGGGUACUGGAAGGAGGGAUGCCUGCAAAGUGAGCUCAUCCAGUUCCACCUCAGGAAGGGGCUGGCGGCGGCCGCCCAGAUGCAAACCAAGGGCAGUAACCACAGCAGCAGCGGCAGCGCUUCCUCCGCCUCCUCCGCCUCCGCGGCCGCCGCCCCGUCCGAGCCUCCCCCGGCCGCCUCCGCCUCCUCGCCCUCUGCCAUGGCGGCGGCCGGGGCGGAGGGGCUGCGGCAGGGCGAGGCGUGCGGCGGCGGCAGGAGCGGCGUCCCCGAGGGCGCCCUGAGCCCGCAGCUGCAGGAGGAGAUGCAGGAAGAGAUGGAGAAGCUGCGGGAGGAGAACGAGAGCCUCAAGAAUGAGAUAGAUGAGCUGAGGACAGAGAUGGACGAGAUGAGGGACAGUUUCUUCGAGGAGGACGCUUGUCAGCUCCAAGAAAUGCGCCACGAACUGGAACGAGCCAACAAGAACUGCCGGAUCCUUCAGUACCGUCUGCGCAAGGCUGAGCGCAAGAGGCUCCGCUAUGCCCAGACCGGCGAGAUCGACGGCGAGCUCUUGCGCAGCAUGGAGCAGGACCUCAAGGUUGCAAAAGAUGUAUCGGUGAGACUUCACCAUGAAUUAGAAAACGUGGAAGAAAAACGUACUGUAACAGAAGAUGAAAAUGAAAAAUUAAGACAGCAGCUUAUAGAAGUUGAAAUUGCCAAACAAGCACUACAGAAUGAACUGGAAAAAAUGAAAGAGCAAUCAUUGAAAAGAAGAGGGAGCAAAGACCUACCAAAAUCAGAAAAAAAGUCACAGCAGACACCAACAGAGGAGGACAAUGAAGACCUGAAAUGCCAGCUACAGUUUGUCAAAGAAGAGGCAGCCUUGAUGAGGAAGAAAAUGGCUAAGAUUGAUAAAGAGAAAGACAGAUUUGAACAUGAGCUGCAAAAAUAUAGGUCGUUUUAUGGGGAUUUGGAUAGUCCCUUGCCAAAAGGUGAAGCAGGUGGGCCACCUACCACAAGAGAAGCUGAACUCAAGCUUCGAUUGAGACUUGUGGAGGAGGAAGCUAACAUUCUUGGGAGGAAAAUAGUGGAACUAGAAGUAGAAAAUAGAGGACUGAAAGCAGAACUUGAUGAUUUAAGAGGAGACGAUUUCUCAGGGACCACUAACCCACUCAUGGGAGAGCAGAGUGAAUCCCUGUCAGAAUUACGACAGCAUUUGCAGCUAGUAGAAGAUGAAACAGAAUUGCUGAGGAGAAAUUUAGCUGAUUUGGAAGAACAAAACAAGCGCAUAACAGCUGAGCUGAACAAAUACAAGUACAAGUCUGGGGCCCAUGAGAGCUCUAGGCACCAUGAUAAUGCCAAGACAGAAGCAUUACAGGAGGAGCUAAAAGCUGCACGCAUGCAGAUCAACGAACUGAGUGGCAAAGUCAUGCAACUCCAGUAUGAGAACAGAGUCUUAAUGUCCAACAUGCAACGCUAUGACUUGGCCUCUCAUCUUGGGAUCCGUGGCAGUCCCAGAGACAGUGAUGCAGAAAGUGAUGCAGGAAAAAAAGAGAGCGAUGAUGACUCCCGCCCCCCUCACCGCAAAAGGGAAGGCCCCAUCGGUGGGGAAAGCGACUCCGAAGAGGUACGCAACAUCAGGUGCCUGACACCCACGAGGUCUUUCUAUCCGACACCAUCCGGGUGGCAGAAAAGCUUCACUGACAGGCAGCAGAUGAAGGACAUUCGCUCUGAAGCUGAGCGGCUGGGCAAGACAAUAGAUCGCUUAAUUUCUGACACAAGCACCAUCAUAACAGAGGCGAGAAUUUAUGUAGCUAAUGGGGACCUCUUUGGACUGAUGGAUGAGGAAGACGAUGGCAGCAGAAUACGCGAGCAUGAGCUUCUGUACCGGAUCAACGCACAGAUGAAGGCCUUCAGGAAAGAGCUCCAGGCUUUCAUUGACAGACUCGAAGUUCCAAAGUCUUCGGACGAUCGAAGUGCAGAUGAACCUUUGUCAGUGAGUCAGAUGUUCCAGCCUAUCAUUUUACUUAUUCUCAUCCUUGUAUUAUUUUCAUCCCUUUCAUACACAACAAUAUUUAAACUUGUCUUCCUUUUUACACUGUUUUUUGUACUGUAAGCCAUUCAUCAUUUACUGUUCAUUGUAGUAUUAUUUUCAGUUUAUUUUGUCCACCCUCCAAGAUAAGAAGUGCAAGAGACAUAGUUUCUGUAAUAGCCACUGCUGUAAAAACACUGAAGACUACUUGUUUGCCAGAACCAAAACAAAACCAAAAAAACCUGCAAAAUGUACCAAAAAGUCACCCAGCUGAAUAGGAAACCCACUCACCACGGUGUUCCAGCGCUGUAUUAUGUGGACUAGACCCCGUGGAGGGGACCAAAUCAGAACGGUUGGCAUAUAGAGCAUGAUAUCCGCAAAUGUGGCAAGGAGCUGGAGACCCUGAGAAUGAGAUGCAGGAGGAGGAGGAGGUAUCAGGAUCAAGAUUCACAGAACUGGAUCCCAGCUAGCUAUGCAUUUCAUUGCUUUCACUGCUGUUUAGAAAUGGACUGAAAAACUUCUAAAGGA
Molecule: messenger RNA, 3845 nt
Organism: Grus americana (Whooping crane)
Lineage: Eukaryota; Metazoa; Chordata; Aves; Gruiformes; Gruidae
Gene: MTCL3
Product: SOGA family member 3
Exons: 9
Coding region: 723-3401 (892 amino acids)
Biological process (GO): regulation of autophagy
Source: RefSeq, a predicted model, not a curated record